CCAAUUCUCCCAGCUGCUUAUAACUCAAAGCACCCACAUCUUAUCCUUAGUUUUCUAGCACCUUUAGCCUUUCCUUGUGUUGUAACUUGAGAAGACUUUGUGUGGAGCUAAAGAAAGAAGCCCCUGCCUCUCGUCUGGCUGUCCCUUUCAUCCCUCUGCUGCUUAGAAAAGGCAGACAACUAAAGAGACUGGCAGUCCUUCUCUAUUAAACAUAAUGAAGACAGUCUGCAUUUGAAAGUGAAGAUCUGCUUAAACACUAACUUACGUUUUAGAAAUUCAUAGAUGCUUUGUUACGAGUAGGUUCCGAUGUUACAGAUGUCGAAAAAAAUAAGGUUCUUCUUGCUUUUACUGUGAUGAACAGCUUAUGACAGUCUGACUACAGAGUAUUUUGGAGUUGUAUGGUGACAUUCAUCUCUUGCUAUUCUUAUGGAUCCACACAGGAUUAUGCUACUUUUUCUAUGUUUCUUACAUAUCUGCAUUUGUUCGAUUACACUUGGAGAAAGCAGCAAGAAUCUCAGUCCUUCUCCAGUUCAGCCAACAGAAUCGUAUACAAGUUCAGAAGAUAAAACACUGGAAGAAGAAUCUGAGAACCAAGAGAACAUUUUGUCUCAGUUGUUGGGUGAUUAUGACAAAGUUAAAGCCAUAUCAGAGGGAUCCAACUGUAAGUGCAAGUGUGUUGUAAAGCCAUUAAAUAGAGACUCAUGUGAAAGAAGCAGAAAUGGUUAUUCCCAGCCAGAUGACUUCUACACUGUGGAGACUAUAACAUCAGGUCCAGACUGCAAGUGUGCAUGCAUAGCCCCACCAUCUGCCUUAAAUCCAUGCGAAGGAGACUUUCGGCUAAAAAAGCUUAGAGAAACCGAGAAAAAUGGCUUCAAGCUCUCAACUAUUAUAGAAAUGCUAGAAGGGGCCUUCUAUGGGCUAGAUCUACUAAAGCUGCAUACUGUCACCACGAAAAUUGUUGGCCGAGUUGAGAAACUUGAGGAGGUAAUUUCUAAGAGGAUCAAAACAAAGCAAGAGGAAAUUAAAGACAGUGUGGAUGAAUCCAUAACUGAGAAGAAUAAGAAAGCAAAGCAAAAUAUUACUCUAGAUGAGAACCUCAGCAACCUUGGCAAAAUUCUACAGAGAGAUGUAGCUGCAGUCUUCAGUUCCACACAUGACAAGUAUGAAGAACAAUUUCUUAGAGAUGAACAGGCAAAUUUUAUAAGUCCUAAACCACAUCCAGAACCACCACAACAAGUACAAAGGAGUCCACUCUCUCAAAGGCAAAUUCAUGUUAGACCAAAGCCAGCACCAAAGCCUGUUAUCCGUGGAGUAACAUUUUACAAAGCCAAAGAUACAGAAAGUGAUUUAGAUGACCAACUGACAGAAGAUGAGUCAUACAGUGGAGAUAAUACCAUUGACAUGUUGAUUGAAGAUCAACUCAUAAAGCAUGAGCUCCAGCAUGUCAGUACCACAGAGGAUCUCAUUCCAACAAAAGAAUCAUUGACCUCAAAUUUUAUGGAAGGACAUACACAACGAUCUGACUUGUCUAAUAAGGAUAUUUUUAUAUCAUCUGUUGCAAAGUUACUGGACACUGUCUCAACAUCAACAAUGCAAACUGUUUCUUUGCAACAAAUAACUACAGAACAAUCUACAACAGUACAAACACAGAGUGAAAACACAGAGGCUGACACAACUGUAAUCACAACACAAGCUAAAGAAUCAUCAGUAGUCAUACAAAUUCCGCCAACUAUAUCCAACUCUGUUCACAUAAGCAAAGCAACCCCAAUGGGUUCAGAUGCUCAAACGACAAGCUAUAAACCAUGGAAGACUAAUAAAAUGAUUAAAGCCAGCACUGACAGUAACAAAGGCACAGAAGAUGAUUUCCAGAAAGUUAUAGGACGAUGCAAAGAUACUCUAUCUACUAUCUCUGGUCCCACAACUAAAAACACCUAUGGACGUAAUGAAGGAGCUUGGAUGAAGGAUCCACUGGCUAAGGAUGAAAAAAUUUAUGUAACUAACUACUAUUAUGGAAACACUUUAGUGGAAUUUCGAAAUCUGGAUAACUUUAAACAAGGUCGUUGGAGCAAUUCCUACAAGCUACCUUAUAGUUGGAUUGGUACAGGAAAUGUUGUAUAUAAUGGAUCCUUCUACUAUAAUAGGGCAUUUACUCGAAAUAUCAUAAAAUAUGAUUUAAAACACCGCUAUGUGGCAGCUUGGUCCAUGCUCCACAAUGUGGUUUUUGAAGAGGCCACUCCGUGGAGAUGGAAAGGUCACUCAGAUAUAGACUUUGCUGUGGAUGAGAAUGGUUUAUGGAUCAUCUAUCCAGCUACUGAUGAUGAAGGAUUCCUGCAAGAAGUAAUAGUCCUGAGCAAACUGAAUGCUCAGGACCUUACAACUCAGAAAGAGACAACAUUUCGGACUGGAUUAAGAAAGGAUUUCUUUGGUAACUGUUUUGUUAUCUGUGGUGUGCUGUAUGCUGUGGAUAACUAUAAUAAGAAAACUGCCAAUAUAUCUUAUGCUUUUGACACUCAUACAAACACUCAGAUUGUUCCAAGACUGCUUUUUGAAAAUGAAUAUUCUUAUACAACACAAAUUGAUUACAAUCCAAAGGAUCGCCUGUUAUAUGCUUGGGACAAUGGACAUCAAGUCACCUAUCAGGUGAUAUUUGCAUACUAAAGCUAACUUCCUACUUUUCUCAAGUAAUAGCAGGCAUUUCACAGUACAAAUGAUUCUCUAUUAGCAACAAAAUGUUGAAAUUUUACACCUGUACACUUGAACCAUCAAUGGGGCAGAUUUACAGCUGAAUUGCACCACAUUCAUUAAUCAUUUUCCGCAGGAUUUAUUGCCUCAUUUAACAGGGGGGGGGUG
Bufo bufo (common toad) is the source of this 2850-nucleotide messenger RNA. RefSeq names its product olfactomedin like 2B (gene OLFML2B). Gene Ontology annotation, biological process: signal transduction. Bases 427 to 2658 code for a protein of 743 amino acids. The record is from RefSeq and is a predicted model, not a curated record. The transcript is spliced from 8 exons. NCBI's taxonomy places the organism in Eukaryota, Metazoa, Chordata, Amphibia, Anura, Bufonidae.